This is a messenger RNA of Pseudovirgaria hyperparasitica, 177 nucleotides long. RefSeq lists its product as uncharacterized. The annotation marks the transcript as partial. The transcript has a single exon. NCBI's taxonomy places the organism in Eukaryota, Fungi, Ascomycota, Dothideomycetes, Acrospermales, Acrospermaceae. The record is from RefSeq and is a predicted model, not a curated record.
CAGAUCUGGUCAUACCGCCCCUCUACCAUCAACUCCGUCCUCGUACAAUCCUGUGGACGUAAAGAGGUUAUGCCCUAUACCCAGUGUAUAAGGGCAAGAGCCCCCGCGUUUCCAACAUGUGUCCGGUUACCAGGCCAUUUUAGGGGAGCAUGUGGCUAUUGUAAGAAGAAGGACUAG